CGCCACUGGCCCGAAGAGGCGCAUCUCUGCGCAGCGGGAGGAGGCGGGAUGGGAGCGGGGAGGAGCCGCCGCGCGGGUGCAUCUUUCCCGGACGACGAUCGCCUCCAGCCUUUCGUAGCUGCUGCUGAGGAGGGAUGAGGUCACCCACACGUCCGCAUCCCUGAAAGUCGCCGGAGCGCCGCGGGUUAAAUGAUUCUCAGAAGUUCCCAAUUGGGACAAUAAGGAUCAUUUUGCAAAAAAAGUUGCAAAGAAGCAGACCAAGUUCGUAGGAAAAGAUGGCAAAUUUUAAAGGUCAUGCACUUCCUGGGAGUUUCUUCCUUAUCUUUGGCCUGUGGUGGUCUGUGAAAUAUCCACUGAAGUACCUCUGUCGAAGGAAAAAGAACGCUUCCAUUGGUUCCAAGGCAGGAUUUCAUCGCUUAGAAAUAGCAGAAGGCAUAGCCAAAGCCUCCUUUGCCCUUAUUGGUAUGAUCGCCGAGCAGUUUGUUCCUGAUGGGCCACAUCUGAAGUUAUACAAUUAUGAAGAGAAACAAUGGGAUCACCUAAUGAACUGGCAGCAUGCAACCAUGUAUCUUUUCUAUGGCAUCUCAGGGAUGGUAGACAUUGUGGUGCACAGCACUAAUGUGUUACCAGUAGCCUUGGACAGGUUGAUGCUUUCGAUUGCUGUUUUUGUGGAAGGAUUUUUAUUUUAUUUCCACAUCCACGGGCGACCUAUGUUAGAUUACCAUGUUCAUCAGUUACUUGUAGUGGCCGUCUUUGGAGGAGCUGCUUGCAUCUUCUUGGAGGUCUUCUUCCGUGGCGUCAUUGUCCUUGAGAUGUUCCGAACAAGUCUUUGUAUACUGCAGGGGAGCUGGUUCUGGCAGAUUGGAUUUGUACUUUAUCCUCCAAGUGGGGGUCCAGAAUGGAACCAAACGGACCACAAUAAUAUCAUGUUCAUCACCAUGUGCUAUUGCUGGCAUUAUGCAUUUGCACUUCUAAUUAUGGCUUUGAAUUACACCGUAAUCAGCUGGAUAGUUCGCACAAAACUAAAACAAACUCCAUCCAUGGAAAUUGGAUUAUUGAAAACAUCUGAGCGAGAUCAGGAAUCAGAAGAUGAGAUCUAAUUCAGCACAAAUGUUUUCUUAAGGUUUAGCACCUAUUCUUUCCAUUUCUGACUUGUAAUGGCAUUGUUUAUCACAUCAUUAAGACUCUGCAUUAAUUUAUGAAACUUCCAUUAGUGCAUUGUUUAUCCUUUGCUUGAAGUAGAAAGAGAAUGUUUUGCUAAUGAAUAGGCUGGGGUGACAUUGUCAUGUGCAAAUCAAUCCAGACCAUUAUUAUGGGGCUAUUCUUUCAUUGCUCUUGGGUAAACUGGGAGAUUUCCACACGUGGCAAUCAAAUGCAACCCUGCCGUUGCAUAAAACUGAUUGUAUACAUCUUAAAACCAAUCCAGUCAUAAAAUGUGCACAUCUAUUUUUAACUAUAAAGAAUAAUUUGUUGUCUGUCCAAAGUGUAUCUUGCAAAUUUAUAUUUUUCAAAGUUAUUGCUUUGUUUAUUAUUAUUUAUUAUCGAGUACGAUCUAAUUGCAUUACAAAUCUUGUGCAAAAAAAAAGUUAGUGUUGUGACUUAGGACACAAUGGUAUUCUUGAAAUGGUGGAUGAUUGUAAGCACUAUGUUAGACUUGUUACUUACCUUGCAGCAGAGUCCAUUUAUAUAAAUAAGGCAUAUAUGUCUGCUGUAUAUCUUAGAGCCUUUGCUCUGAAUUUACUCAGUGUGUAGUAGAGUUGGGUGAGAGGGUUCAAAUCCCCACUUGACCAUGAAACUUGACCACACCUUGGAAAAGUCAUUAUGUCUCUGUGAGGCAUGGGGAAUAUGAGGCCCUCCAGAUGUUGUUGCACUCCAUCUCCCAUCAGCCACAGACAGCAAGGCCAAUCAAUGAUCAUGUAGGAUGGGAGUUGUAGUCCAGCAACCUCUGUAUAGCCACAGGUUCCCUAUCCCUAUACUCAAAGCAAACAGUGAUUACUGUUUGGGAGAGGGCUAUGGCUGUGCUACCUCCCUCACUUGCAGAUACCUCUUCCUGGAAGUAGUACUCAUUCCUUUUGAGUUUGCUUACUGGGAAAGCACCAUUUAGAAGUAUCCUUAUUUGUGCCACGUUACUCAGUAUGAAGCUAUACUCAGGAAAUACCCUAUGACAUAGCGUGCCUUUUAGCUUUCUUGUCAGUAAGUAUAUUAUCGGCUGGGAAUAGCGUAUGUGGGACAUAAAAUGGCAAGUGUGUCUAGCAGAUUUAAUAGGAUGUACAUAUGUUCUGUUUGGGAAAUCCAACUUUAAAUGACUCCUCUACCAAUGGACAAGAGCAUUUUGAUUUCUACUUCAUAUGCACUUUCUAAACACCAAAAGUUAUUGUUACAGCAAUCUUUUGGUAGAGAAGAAGAAGAAUUCUGUUUAUCAAGUAAUCAAUGAAGGAUCCUUCAGGCUAGUGCAGCUACUUAAAAUUAUGAAUAAUAACUUGGUUUUAAAUGUUGAAAUAAAUUGUUCCAGUUUACUUUGAAACAAGCAA
Podarcis raffonei (Aeolian wall lizard) is the source of this 2531-nucleotide messenger RNA. It is a transcript of the gene TMEM45A, whose product is annotated as transmembrane protein 45A. The transcript has 6 exons. The coding region runs from base 276 to 1100 and encodes 274 amino acids. The record is from RefSeq and is a predicted model, not a curated record. NCBI's taxonomy places the organism in Eukaryota, Metazoa, Chordata, Lepidosauria, Squamata, Lacertidae.